Messenger RNA from Ailuropoda melanoleuca (giant panda), 11938 nucleotides. It is a transcript of the gene LNPEP, whose product is annotated as leucyl and cystinyl aminopeptidase. The transcript has 18 exons. Gene Ontology annotation, biological process: regulation of blood pressure; proteolysis; peptide catabolic process. Gene Ontology annotation, cellular component: plasma membrane; cytoplasm. The coding region runs from base 151 to 3597 and encodes 1148 amino acids. NCBI's taxonomy places the organism in Eukaryota, Metazoa, Chordata, Mammalia, Carnivora, Ursidae. The record is from RefSeq and is a predicted model, not a curated record. Gene Ontology annotation, molecular function: metalloaminopeptidase activity; peptide binding; zinc ion binding.
CAGUCUUGUGUGCCUUCUGUGUUUGUUUAUUGUCUGUCUCUGGAAUGUCCACUACACGGGGCAAUGGUCGAUAUUUGGGGGCUCGGUAUCGGGUUCCCGGCGCCUAGGACCCGGCCGGGCCAGGACGCAGUAGGCUGUCAUAUUUGCUGAAUGACUGAAUACUGUCCCCCAGUACUGAAGAGCUUGAACAGCAGUUGUCCCCUAGAGGGGCGUGGCUUUUCAGGCCCCGCCCAUGAGGCCGCCCCCACCUCUACCCCACUCCUCCCCUUCCUCUCCCAGGAGUGGGUCUCUGACUGUGUGGUGGUUUUCCCCUCUGGCCUCCCUCGCUCUUUCUGCAGCUGUUGCAAAAACCCGGAGCAGCGGAACUUAAGAGAGGCGGAGCGGCGCCGCCCCUCGCGGCACCUCCCCGACAGCCCUAGGCGGCCGCGCUGGGCAUGCUCAGUCGACAGGGCCGCUUCAGUUCUUGGAGUAGGAAGCUUGGGCGCUUCGGCUGUAAGGAGCCGCGGCGGGGGGAAAAUGGAUCCUUUUACUAACGAUCUGCUUCAGCUCCCCCGGAAUAUGAUUGAAAACAGCAUGUUUGAGGAAGAACCAGAUGUGGUAGAUUUAGCCAAAGAGCCCUGUUUACAUCCUCUAGAGCCUGAUGAGGUGGAAUAUGAGCCCCGGGGUUCAAGACUGCUGGUGCGGGGUCUUGGUGAGCAUGAGAUGGAUGAGGAUGAAGAGGAUUAUGAGUCAUCUGCAAAACUGCUGGGCAUGUCCUUCAUGAACAGAAGCUCAGGCCUUCGGAAUAGCGCAACCGGCUAUAGGCCGAGCCCAGAUGGGACUUGUUCCGUACCGUCUGCGAGGACCAUGGCGGUCUGUGUUUUUCUUAUUGUGGUUGCUGUUUCUGUAAUCAUGGUGAUUUAUCUACUGCCCAGAUGUACCUUUACCAAAGAAGGCUGCCAUAAAAAAAACCAAUCAAUGGGACUAAUUCAGCCACUUGCAACAAAUGGAAAGGUGUUUCCGUGGGCACAGAUCAGGCUUCCCACCGCCAUUAUGCCACUACGCUACGAACUUAACCUACACCCAAACCUAACCUCGAUGACAUUCAGGGGUUCUGUGACAAUUUCACUUCAGGCUCUUCAGGACACAUGGAAUAUCAUUCUUCACAGUACAGGCCAUAAUAUUUCGAGAGUGACCUUUAUGUCAGCAGUUUCAAGCCAAGAAAAACAAGUUGAGGUCUUGGAAUACCCAUUUCAUGAACAAAUUGCCAUUGUUGCCCCUGAAACCCUUCUUGAAGGACACAAUUAUACCUUGAAGAUAGAGUAUUCAGCGAAUAUCUCUAGCUCUUACUAUGGGUUUUAUGGAAUCUCCUACACAGAUGAAAGUAAUGAGAAAAAGUACUUUGCAGCAACUCAGUUUGAACCCCUGGCAGCAAGAUCUGCUUUUCCUUGUUUUGAUGAACCAGGAUUUAAAGCCACAUUUAUCAUCAGGAUCAUAAGGGAUGAGCAAUAUACUGCUUUAUCAAAUAUGCCUAAGAAUUCAUCAGUCAUCAUGGAAGAUGGACUUGUUCAGGAUGAGUUUUCUGAGAGUGUGAAAAUGAGCACUUACCUUGUUGCAUUCAUUGUUGGGGAGAUGAAGAACCUGAGUCAGGAUGUAAACGGAACCCUGGUUUCUAUAUAUGCUGUACCAGAAAAGAUUGGUCAAGUUCAUCAUGCCUUGGAAACAACCGUGAAGCUUCUUGAAUUCUAUCAAAACUACUUUGAAAUUCAAUACCCACUGAAGAAAUUGGAUUUGGUGGCUAUUCCUGACUUUGAAGCAGGAGCAAUGGAAAAUUGGGGCUUGCUCACCUUCCGAGAAGAAACACUUCUGUAUGACAAUAAUACUUCUUCAGUGGCAGACAGAAAACUGGUUACUAAAAUAAUUGCUCACGAGCUAUCGCAUCAGUGGUUUGGUAAUCUGGUCACAAUGGAGUGGUGGAAUAAUCUUUGGCUAAAUGAAGGGUUUGCUACUUUCAUGGAGUAUUUCUCUUUGGAAAAAAUAUUCAAAGAGCUCUCCAGUUAUGAAGAUUUCUUAGAUGCUCGAUUUAAAACCAUGAAGAAAGAUUCCUUGAAUUCAUCUCAUCCAAUAUCAUCAUCAUCUGUUGCGUCUUCAGAACAGAUUGAAGAAAUGUUUGAUUCUCUUUCCUAUUUUAAGGGAGCUUCCCUCUUGUUGAUGCUGAAAACUUACCUUAGCGAAGAUAUAUUCCAACAUGCUAUCGUUUUUUACCUGCAUAAUCAUAGCUAUGCAUCCAUUCAAAGUGAUGAUCUGUGGGAUAGUUUUAAUGAGAUCACAAACAAAACGCUAGAUGUAAAGAAAAUGAUGAAAACCUGGACUCUGCAAAAAGGAUUUCCUUUAGUGACUGUUCAAAGGAAAGGAAAGGAACUUCAUGUACAGCAAGAAAGAUACUUUUUAAAUAUGAAGCCUGAAAUUCAGCCUUCAGAUGCAAGCUGUCUCUGGCACAUUCCACUAUCCUACGUCACUGAGGGAAGAAAUUACUCAAAAUAUCCAUUGGUAUUUUUACUGGACAAGAAAUCAGGUGUCAUCAAUCUUACAGAAGAAGUGCAGUGGGUCAAAGUCAAUACAAACAUGAAUGGCUAUUAUAUUGUACACUAUGAGGAUGAUGACUGGGAAGCACUGAUCAAACAGCUGAAAACAAAUCCUUAUGUCCUGAGUGACAAAGACCGAGCCAACCUCAUCAACAACAUCUUUGAACUUGCAGGCCUAGGCAAGGUAUCUCUUCAGAGGGCGUUUGAUUUGAUUGAUUACCUUGGAAAUGAGACCUAUACCGCACCCAUCACUGAAGCCCUGUUCCAGACCGGCCUCAUCUAUAACCUCCUUGAAAAGCUGGGAUACAUGGAUCUGGCCUCAAGAGUAGUGACCAGGGUAUUUAAAUUACUUCGAAGCCAAAUCCAACAGCAGACUUGGACUGAUGAAGGCACCCCAUCUGCCCGGGAGCUUCGGUCAGUCUUGCUUGAGUUUGCUUGCACCCACAGCCUCGAGAACUGCAGCACAGCUGCCAUGAAGCUCUUUGAUGAUUGGGUGGCAUCCAAUGGAACUCAAAGCCUCCCUACUGAUGUCAUGAGUACUGUGUUCAAGGUUGGGGCAAAAACUGAGAAAGGCUGGUCAUUCCUAUUAAGCAAGUAUGUCUCUCUAGACUCUGAAGCAGAGAAGAAUAAAAUACUUGAAGCUCUCGCCAGCUCAGAGGACGUACGGAAACUUUACUGGUUAAUGAAGAAUAGCCUCAGUGGAGAUACCAUCCGAACACAAAAGCUGUCAUUCAUCAUUAGAACAGUUGGCCGCCAUUUUCCUGGGCACUUGCUGGCUUGGGAUUUUGUCAAAGAGAAUUGGAACAAGCUUGUAGAGAAGUUUCAUCUGGGGUCCUAUACCAUACAAAGUAUUGUUGCUGGGUCAACGCACCUGUUUUCAACAAAGGCACAUUUGUCUGAGGUCCAGGCAUUCUUUGAAAAUCAGUCAGAGGCAACCUUUCGGCUUCGCUGUGUCCAGGAGGCUUUGGAAGUCAUCCAGUUGAAUAUCCGCUGGAUGGAGAAGAACCUCAGAACUCUGACGUGGUGGCUGUAGCACGCACAGCCGCGCCCCAUCCUGUCGCCCAUUCAGAGAGCUUGUUCACGUGGGCUCUGCUGCUUUUGCAAAAAGCCAAGGUGAAGCCAGAAUCGCUGCCGAGUUGUUUGCACUCUUAGAAGUUCUAGUUCGCUCAGGGCCCGUCUGUACUUUUCAUCUGUCUUUCUCGAAUUGUCUUUGGGCAGGAUGUAGUUAUUUAUUACAAAAUUAUAUUCACCUAUAUGCCAACAUCUCCAAAAACAGUGAGUAAUUUUUCUACUUUGAAGAUGCACAAAUGGGGGGGAAACAUCUGUUUUGGCAUUCUGUUCUGUUUCUCAGUAUCCAGAAAAUACGGACACAGUGAAACAAGGAAAGAUCUACCAUGGGAGCCGUCAUCUUUGCAGGCGCUGCUUUGUCAGCUAUUUGUUGCUUCUUAGUGAUAGAUGAUGGAUGUUACUCGAAUGUGGUACAGAACUUAGCCUAAAAAACUUAUGAUAAUGAAGUCGACGAAUCCUACAACUGUUAGAAAACUGAUCUCAGGUGUGCAGAUCUACUUUGGUUUGAGGUUUUGAUUAAUCCUUUAUUUUCUGAAACAAAGUUUAAAUAAGAUCUAUUAACAUAUUUUUUUUCUGCAUAACAGCCAGGUGCUAUGGAAUUUUUAAAUUUUUGUUGUACUGAAAAGCUAAGUAACAAGGAGAAAAGAUUAAGUUUUCCAAAUGUGUAAUACUUAUUUUUUCAUCUUUUAGGAAAACGUUUCGAACUGAGUUAGCUUUAAUUAUUAUUUUAUUUAUGAAUUCCAAAUUCUCCAAGUCUGUACACCUUUAUACUCCCUGCCAUAGAUACAUCUUAUGUUAUAGAGGAAUAUGUCUGCAUUUAUGGCAAGCAUUUUGUUAAUACUGUUGUCUUUUAUCAUGACUUUAUCACUGUUACUAAAAAUAAACUUAGUUUAGGUUGCCUUUGACAUUACCUGAUCAUAGACACUUUCUCUGUGAGUCAUACUCAUGUAGAUUUACAUGUUAUAUGGUAGCAUAUAUUAGAAGCAUAUUUUGAAAUAGGGUCUUUGAGAAAUUGAACAUUUUUAUUUGAAGUUCACCAUAGUACCUUAAAGGAAUAAAGAUAAUGUGGGAUGGGAGUCACUUGAUUCAGAUAUAAUAUGGUGGGCUUUGAAUUUUUUCUGUUAUCAAAAUAGUACUUUUCUUUAGUUGAAAAAUCAGUGGGUUUUGUUCGUUUGGUUUUAUUUUGUUUUUAUCAUGGCCAAACUAACUGAUUGAAAGGAAUGGCCAAGGAAAGAAAGAAAGAAAAGGGAAGAUUUCCAAACUGUAUGGCAUUUUUCUCUCCUUGUAAAGGAGAAAUACUGUACUUGAAUUUUUUGAGCUAUGCAGACUUAAUAUCUAGAUUGUUGAGUUUCUUUGAUUCUUAGGGGAAAAGCUUUCUUCCUAAUAAUUUUUGAGUACUUUAUAUUUUGUUUGAAAACAUCUGUGUAUAUAAAAAGGGUAGAUACCCAUUUGUGAGCACUUAAAACACUCCAGAGAAUCAAUGAGAAAGGUCACCUUUUUUAAUUUAGCAGGUAUACAGUGAAAAUAUGUGGGAUUGUGUAUAAAAUUAUAUUUUACUUUAUGAAAAUAUUUUUAUAUAACAAAAUUUAAAAUGCUGGCAAGCUGUAAGGUAGCUUUCUUUAAUCCUGGUGUGUUUUCCCCCAAUUUAGUCUUUUCUAAACAUUUACCUCUGGUUCAGAGUACAAAAUAUUAUAUCCUGAGAAUCGCAGAAUCCUCUGAAGAUGUCUUAUUGAAACUGGGGUGAUUGUAGGUCUUUAUUCCUCUCAUGCUUCAGCAGAUGAGUGAUAGUUUAGUUGAUAUCGGAAGUUAGUGUGUUUUUAUAUUUUUAGAGUGGGGAAAAAUACUAAACUUUUGAGGAGUUUUUUGGUUGCUGGUUUUUUUACAUGUUAUAUUACUGAAUUCCACUUUGAUACAGAGUUUAAAUUUUCCUACUUCUCAACAUCGGUGAAGAGUUUUCAGUUGUCCUUGCUCAUCUUUACUUUGCUCCUGUAAUGUCUGUUAGCUCCGCACACGGCAAACCUUGUCUGGACUUAGAUCAUCUUUCCUGAGUGUGGGGGGGGAAGGGGGGCGGAGGGUAAUGUUUAAGUAAAUCCUUACCAAAACACGGGCUAAAGAAAGAGCUCGCUUGUAAUCCGUGGCUUUCUUUGAACUCACAGCCUGUUCGUCCCCUUGAUACCGGGUGCCCGCUGGUUGUGGUUCUGCUGUAGGCCGCGCCUCGGGCAUUUGCAGCUUCGGUAGCCCUCGCCUCACGUUCUCCCACAGAGUUCCGUAGUUUUAAUGUCAAGCUCACCCAUCCGGGUGGCACUUCCAAAAACGAACUCUAAGUCAGGAAUAUAAGGCUACGUAAUAGGUAGGCCGUGGGACAUCGUAGACAGAACUGUAGCUUUUGAGGUUCUGCCCCCCGCGGUGUGUCGUAGCCGCUGUGUCGGGAACUCGCGUACGUGUCGCUGCGCUCCGGCGCGUGAGCGCGGAGCCGGCCGCCGUCAGGCACCGAGUUCGCGGCCCAGAGACUCGCGGCUUGAAGGUAGAAGAGGCACGUGACGCUGGCUGAGGAAGAAAGGUAAAACUGGACCCUGGGAGCUGUAGAAGAAAAACGUGUGCCUUGAACAUCGGGAAGUACUGUCAGGCGUCCAGGGUGUUGACAGCAGGAGAUCGGGUGCAUUAAAGGCAGGUCGUGUCAGCUUGCACCCCAAGCUCGGGCCUUCCUCCAUCUCACUGUUUCAUGGAAAUCCCUGUGAGUGAAACUGUGUGGCCAUUGUCUGAGUGUUCCUGAACUUUCUUACCAUCCCAGGUUCUGCUUAAUUCUAAUACUCUUUGCCAUUCAUGUUUUCAUUUUGCUGUACUUUAGCCUCUGUAGGAACAAAAGAGCUGUCAGAAGAGUUCUGGGUAUGUAGAGGCUCGGGCUGUGUCAGGCUCCCCGGGGACAGAACAGGGUCCUCUCUGAAUACUGGAAAGUAAGAAAUGAAAGGCAAGCGCUGAGUUAGUCCGAUUACUGGUGGCCUGUUACUGAGCUGUAUUUUAAGAGCCUACUCGGACGAAAGCACCUGGAAGCGUAACGUGUGGUCGGAUUGCUGAGUAUUCACGUAACCCCCAUUCGUUUCCGGGGGACUGCAGCGAAGGCGCGUGAGCUCAGGGCACGUAUCAUCACCGAGGACAGCCUUUCCUGGGCGGAGUUUGCAAAAUGAGAUCGGAAUUUCAUAGCUAGGAUAGAGCUCUUUUUCUCCCCUUUGCCUUUGUUGUUUGGUUUUUAUUGGAAUGAAUUCUCUUUCUAAAGAGCUUCUUCUCUCCCCCCUCUGACGCUCCCAUUUGUACUUUAAAAAAAACUAACGCGUGUAUUUUUGCUAUUUUUUGCAUUCUUUUAUUUUGUGCUUCAUUCCGUGCGCUGGCAGUAGAUACUGAAUGAAAAGUGGCAGGCCACACGUCGGCUAAAUCUCCUCUUCUCGCUUUCCCUUCUCGCCUGCACGUGCAAUAACUCCCAGAAUCGUUGACUGAUGUCUUUGAGUGGCUUUUGGCAGGGAGGAGGUAUAUAUUUUUAAAUGUACAUAUGUGGUUUUGAUCUGUUUUAAUUUUCUUUAAUUUUGUGUGCUUUCUUCUGAUAAAGAGUGAGAUACUGUCCUGUGAAAAUCUCUUUGCCCUUCCCAUAUUGCCUUUGUGGGCAACAGCUACAGAGUAGUUAUUUGAUGUUUCUUUUUUGGAAGUUGGUGGUGAGAAAGCAGAGUAUGCUCUUUUUAAAAUGUGUACAAAAUGUUUUUGCUGCUAUUUUGUGGGUGUUAUUUCAUUUUGCACUUCAUUCAUCUUUCUGAUGGGUGUGUAGAUAGAUGAACUGUGGCAGUCCAGAAGUAUGACAGAUGUCCUAUGUACCCCUCCCCUUGUUGCUUGCAUGGACAACACCUAAUAGAGUAGUUGUAGCGGCUCUUGUUUGGAUCUAGUCUUGCGGGGUGGGGGUUGUGUAUCAUUCUUUCAGAUGUGUAUAUGUGUUAUGCUCCUUUUUCUUAUGUCUCAUUUUAUAUGUGUCCCUUUGCAUGUGUGUCUAUGUACUUCGUGAAAAUUGAGUUUCAGAGUAUGACAGAUUUCCUGUUUGCCCUUUGCCUUAUUGCCUCCCUGGGUGGUAGUUUUGUUUUGUUUUGUUUUGUUUUGUGGGGUAGGAGAAGGUAGGGUAUGUACUUAAUGUAUAUAAAUAGACUUCCUACUACUUUGUAUUACUUAUUCAUUUCGUACUAUGUCCUCGUCAGAGGAUGUCAGAGUACCUAAUGAGACGUGGAGGUCCGGAUGUAUGACAAUCUCCUCUUGUCCCCUUCCCUUAUUGCCUGUGUGGGCAAUGACUAGUAGAAUAGUUGUUGGAGUGGGUUUGGGGGGGUUUGGGGGAAGGGAUGUGUACUGCUGUAUAUACCUGUUUUUACUACCAAGUUGUAUUAUUUCAUGGGGUACCCGACUGGAGGUUACCCAAUGAACUAUGGAGGUCCGGAUGUAUAACAAUCUCCUUUUCCCCUUCCCUUAUUGCCUGAGUGGGCAAUGACUAGUAGAGUAGUUAAUAGUUUCAGGGGUUCUUUUGUGAUUUGGGGGGGUAAAUACUUUUAAAUAUAUAUAUAUAUACACGUGUUUACUUCCUUAUUAUAGUAUUUCACUGGGUACCCAGUCCUUCACUGGGACACGUAGGUUCCUGAUGAACCAUGGAGUUCCCGAUGUGUAGCAAUCUCCUCCUCUCCCUUUCCCUUUUUAUCUCUGUAGGCAAUAAUUUUCAAGUAGUUUGGGUUUUUUGAAGUCUUGGGGGUGGGAAGGGACUAAGGGCAGGAUAUAUACUUUUGAAAACUGUAUGUACAGUGUUUGUUACUAUAUUGUGCUAUUCCAUUUUGUACCCCGUCCCUUCCUUGGACGUGGAGGUACCUAAUGAGACGUGGAGGUCCGGAUGUAUGACAAUCUCCUCUUGUCCCCUCUCCUUAUUGCCUCUGUGGGCAAUAGUUUUAGAGUAGUUCUAGAUUAAUUUUUUUACUCUACCACUCCCCUCCCUUGGAGGGUGGGGAUAUGUACUUUUUUAAAUGUAUAUAAAUAUUUUUGUUCCUUUUUUCUGUUACUACAUUUCUAUGGAUAUUUAGGUACAUGAUGAAAAUUAAGGUUCAUUCUAUGAAAAAAAUCUCCUCUACUCCCCUUCCCUUAUUGCCUGUUUGGGCAAUGACUAGCGGCGUAGUUGUUUAGGGGUUUUUUUUUGGCAGGGUAUGGGGGUACUUCUGGGUUUACGUUUUUAAAAAUGUACAUAAAUGUCUGCUGUGGUGGCGGUUGUUUUGCUCUUUUACUUUGAACCAACUCUUGUUUGGAUUUGUAGAUUUGCACCGUAGUGUAGAGGCCCAGGUCCAGCGGCGUGAUAAACCUUUUCUCUCUUCCCUUAUAGCCCGUGCACAAUUGUGUGAACGUACUUUAGGACUUGGUUUUUGUUUUUUGUUUUUAAAGUACUUAAUGGGGAAUGGGCUUAUCAGGUAAGAUAGGUGAUUUUUAAAUGUAUAUAAAUGUUCCUGCCUCUUCUUGGUGUUCACUUCAUUUUGAAUACAGCUCUGUGCGUAACUGUUUAGUUACUUAAAGUUGAGAUUGAUUCUAUGAAAAAUCUCCCCUACUCCCCUUCCCUCAUUGCCUGGUGGGCAGUGGUAGAAGAAUAGAUGUUUAGUUUCUUUUUUUGGAGGGGUGGGGGGUGGGAGUAGUCUGAGUGAGUGAGAGUGUGUGUGCGCGCGUGUGUGUGCGUGUAAAUUUUUUUUUAAUGUAUAUAAAUGUUUGCUACAUUUCGUGUGUUAUUUCACUUAGUACUCAGUCCUUUGCGGGGACUUGUAGAUACAUAAUGAACAUGGAGGUCCACACGUAUGAUAAAUCUCCUCUGCACCCCUUCCCUCACUGCCUGCAUGGGCAACAGUUUUAUAAUUUGGGGUGGUUUUUUUAAGAGGGAGAGAUGAUUUGGGUGGGUCGUGGGGAGGGGAAAAGGACAGGGUAUGAACUUUUAAAAACUGUAUAUAAAUGUUUUCCUAUGAUUGAUUUCGUACCUAGUCUUAGCAUGAUGGAUAGAUACUGGAUGAAAAUCGAGGAUCAGUGUAUGACAAAUCUCCCCUUCUCCCCUUUCCGUUAUUGCCUGUUGGCAAUAGUGAGUAGAAUAGUUGUGUGUUGUUUAUUUCCUUGGUUUUUUUUGGAGGGGUUUAUAUUUUUGGCAGGGGAAUAUUCUUAAUACAUAUGAACAUGGGUGGGGUUUUUUGGUUUCAUUUUGUGUUUAGUUCUUCGCAUGGCUAUCUAUAUUGGGACCUAAUGAAAAUUGAGUUUCAUAAAUUGACAGAUCGCUGCUUCUUUCCUACAUAUUUCCUCACUUAGCAGUGCCUAGUAUAGUUGUCGUUUUGUGGUUAUUUUGUUUUAUUCUCUAGGAUGUUUGCCUUUAAAAAUGUAAAUAUAUAUAAGCACAUAUCUAAUCUGCUUUUUUUUUCCAUUAUAUUUCAUUAGUACGUAGUCCCUUUUGGCACUGUGCAUGGAUCUAACAAAAAUCAAAUCCCACCAAAUCCCUGCCCUCUGACUUGAAAGGCAUUGGAGUGGUGUAACUCAUGGCAACAGGUGUAUAGCAAAUAAGUUGGGAGAAGACAAAUGGUUGGCUUAUGAAAGCUAAUGAGAUUCAGCAUUUCUUAUGCUGAUUCAAAUGGAAGGAAAUGGUGAGAAGGGAACUGUACUUUGGAGAUUCCAGAAAGGCAGGAGGACAAUACUAAGUAAAAAGUAGGUUUAAAGUUCAUUGCUAAUUAAUCUUUCCAUAACUGGUAUGCCCAUGAAAGUGCUGCCUAGGAUUUAUGUGAAGACCCUUGAGAGUAGCUGCUUUUUGGGGCCUAGAAUUCUGGCUUAUCUACAGAAGUCUCUUGCAGUUCCAUAGACAGCAUAUUCUUAUGUAACUGAUAGAACUUAUUUUGAUUUUUGGAAUGAAUGUUUUGAGUUAUUGCCAUGGUUCUAGUGAACAACGACAUGGGCCCAAAAAUCAUUCCAUAAAGAAUUGGGGCCGAGCCCUCUUUCAACACCCAUCUGUGGUAGGGCAAGUUGGCCCUUUUCUACCCAGAGCUCUUCUGUGUGGCUGCUUCUCUCUGCUCAGUUCUCUGUUAGCUGGACCAUUCCUGUUCUUUUUUCUUUUUCGUUUUGUCUUCGAUGCCUGCAACAUUAGAUGUCAUCCUCAUGUACACUUAAAAAUGUAAGCCAGUGUUACCUCAUCAUUCGUAUGUUUUUGCAUGCAAUUCAUACAUCCAGGCUUGUGUGUUCACUUUCAGCGUUCUCGAAUCGUACUGACUCCUCAUCCACCACAUGAUAAAUGUUAGGACUCCGCGUUUGACUGUAUCAAAGAAAAUGCACGUGUAAAAUCCCUCCCUCCCUGCAUCUCUUCCUUUCUUCCUCGCUUUUUCCCUUCAAGCUUCUGAGCGAUCUUUGUUUGUUUUGCAGUUUAUAAUGAAUAUAAUGCUGGAGAUUUGCCAUAUUAUUUUAUUAUACAUAUUUUUUAGAAACGCUGAUAGGACUCCUAGAACAUUUGCAAAGAGAUGUCAUUUACCAUAUCAAACUCUCAGGUUCUAGUGUUCAAAAAUUAGCCUAUACUUUGCUGUUAUUUAUACCUGCUGCUGUAGAAAAAAAUAUAAGUUUGUUCAUGACACGUGUAACUUUGAUAAAUAAGUGAGAAAGGGGCACCUUUUUGGAAUGAGUCAUGGUAGUCAUUAGUGAUAUUUCUGAACAGUUCUUAAUUUGAAAUACUUCAAAGAAGUAAAGGUCAUGGCUUAGCUGAAUGAAAAGCUCCAGAAGUUGCACUGUAUAAACCAUCAGUACAAUAAUACGUGUGUGUGUGUAUAUAUAUAAUAUAUAUAUAUAUAUAUAUAUAUAUAUAUAAAAUGAGAAUUACAGCAUAAUUGGAGCAUUUGAAUUAAUGAGACAAAACUUGGCCUUAUAGCCAUCUUGAUUAAAGCCAAGUGUUCCAUGUCACUAUUAGUCUCUUUCAAACACUUUGAAAAGUAAUUACUUGGAAACUUGUAAAAGUAUUACAUUUUUGUAUUUACACAUCUAUACAGAUCUCCAAUUCUUUGAAUCUGAGCUUGUGGGUGGAAUUCUAAAUUUGUUUCAUAAUCUGUCUUUUGUGGAAAAUUUUGAGAACAGUAUGUAUAAUAUAUAUGCAAAUUGUGUUGUGUCACUUGUAAAGGGAGAAGGCCUAUUUUUCUUUAUAUUUCUGAUAACUUGUUUUGCAUAUGACCAGCACUGACUGAAAGGCAUGUGUAAUUGCAAACACUGUUGCUUUUUUUUGUGAAAUGAAAAUAAAAGUAUUUAAA